Molecule: messenger RNA, 1269 nt
Organism: Bipolaris oryzae ATCC 44560
Lineage: Eukaryota; Fungi; Ascomycota; Dothideomycetes; Pleosporales; Pleosporaceae
Exons: 1
Coding region: 1-1269 (422 amino acids)
Biological process (GO): regulation of DNA-templated transcription
Molecular function (GO): zinc ion binding; DNA-binding transcription factor activity, RNA polymerase II-specific
Source: RefSeq, a predicted model, not a curated record
AUGCCAGCAGACCGGACACGAGGCACCAAUUCUCAGGGCAGACAAAGGUCUUGCUCAGAAUGCGCGAAAUCCAAACGCAAAUGUGGCUUAGAGCAGCCCAGUUGCGCCAGAUGUAUCAGACAACGAUUUUCCUGCAUUUAUCCAUCGCAGCCUCACAUUAACGCCACAGUCCCGUACAGCUUCACAACUGAUAUCGAUCCUACGAUCAAUCAACUCAAUCUGCCUUUGGAUCUUACGGACCUAGAAAAUAUCAAUCUCGAUUUCAAUUUCGACGAGUCUGCCAUAGUCACAACCUCCAACACGGACACCCUGGAUUUCGAUUUCCCGGCUAAUACGACCUGUAUUACCCCCUUCCCAGCUGCACUGCAAAACUCGCCACACCUCGAGAACAAGAUAGCCAUCCAGAAAGCUCUGACGCAGGCGAGGAAUUAUUGCCUGUCCAUAAAUCUCUCUCCUUACGCAAGGGCGAGGAUGGGCUAUUUUCUCGAGCACAUGCAGCUGGUACCAAAAAUAAUGGUAGAGCAAAACUGCACGCCAUGGAUGCAUCCAACGCUUUACGAUAAGAAUAUGCCCCGUUGCAUGCAAGACGCACACGCUACAUGUGCACUCUACAUCACCAAAAACGAGAUCAACGCUGAGCGUGUCACAUACCAUAUCCGGAGUCGUGUGGAAGAACUGAUCAAGGAGACUGUACCCGAAACGCCGAUUGAGAUCCUCGCUCGAACCCAAGCAAUCAUGUUGUACCAACUCAUGCUUGUAUUCGGAGGCGACAUUCACUUCCGUACACAGGCCGAUGCCUUAUCAUCUCAAUUGGAUGACAUGGGAGCAAUGCUAUUGCCGAUUGCUACUGAGGAGAAUGAGCACGUGGGUGCUCUUCCAUUGUAUCCUUCCACAGCUGCUCAUUCAGCAUGGAGAUCAUUCGUCUUCCGAGAAUCAGCUCGACGUACAGUUCUGGCGGCAUAUCAAUUCACAGUGAUGUACACGGUCCUUACGGGUCAAAUCAAAACUUGCAGCCAAGAUGUCGCACUCCAGUCUCACAUCACACUAUCCGCGCACUUGUGGAGAGCUACCAACGCCUUCGAUUUCGCCAUGAGUUGGAAUGCAAAGAAUCACUUUGUUGUCAAGGGGUUGGACUUUACAAAUCUAUUGAAGGAAGCCCAGCCAGACGAUCUCGACGUCUUUGGUAACAUAUUGCUCAUCUCAUUGCAAGGUAUCGAUGAUAUUCGUGGAUGGUACCACAUACGAGGCGGGACGCUGGAGCUACCCUAA